Molecule: messenger RNA, 1995 nt
Organism: Entamoeba invadens IP1
Lineage: Eukaryota; Evosea; Mastigamoebida; Endamoebidae
Product: dipeptidyl-peptidase 5 precursor, putative
Exons: 1
Coding region: 1-1995 (664 amino acids)
Biological process (GO): proteolysis
Molecular function (GO): serine-type endopeptidase activity
Source: RefSeq, a predicted model, not a curated record
AUGUUCCAGUUCUUCCUCCUUUUCCUAGCUGUCCUUUCAAAACCACUGGACGCAGACACCCUUGUUAGACUUCGCCGGUUGUCUCUUGGAUGCCAAAAGAACGCUGAUGUUUAUUACACCCGAAGCCAAUGGUCUGAUGUCGACAAUUUAACAAAGAGAGCUCUCUUCAAGAUGAAUCUUGACACAAACAAAGAAGUUGUAGUGAGAGAUUAUGCCGAGGACUCGUACUCAAACUUUGUGUGCUUAGACAGCGGAGUGUAUUUCCUUCACAAUGGUUAUAUUGCCAAAUUGGAAGACGAUAACAGCAUCACCGACUUAACGACUGACACUCCUAUUUCAGUUGACACGUUUAAAAUGAUUGAAGUCGAUGGUAAAUUAAGAGGACUUGCUUCGAUGACUGUUUUCCCAUCAAUGACACUUGAAGAGUCUGCUGCCAAAUUUGAAGAGUUAGAGAAACAAAACUACCGAGUGUACGACAAAUUGAUGAUCAGACGGUGGGACACUUAUUGGGAUGGGCAGUUCCAACAUUUGUUCACUUUCACACAAGGCGAAGAUAACAAAUUCACGUUCACUGACAUCAUGAACACAGUCGAGUUUGACUGUCCGGCUCGACCAUUUGGCGGAAAUGAGGAAUACGACAUUUCAAAGGAUGGACAAAAGAUCACCUUCUCUAUUCUACUCGAAAAUCCAGCUUCAUCUCUGAACAACCAAAUUUACUUGGCACAGUUCGACGCACCGACUGAGUGGACUGUUAUCACGCAAAACAUCGGAUUUGAUAACCAACCAAUAUUCUCUGAUGAUGGAAUGACGGUGUAUUAUCUUGCUAUGACUGCUCCAAAGGACGAGAGCGAUAGAGCUGUUAUUUACUCUUACGAUCCCGACCAUGGAAAUGUUGCGUUGACUGACGCGAUUGAUUUAUCAUUCACUGCUCCAAUGCAGUUGGUUGGCACUACCAUGUACAUCUCAACUUCAAUUAAGGGGAAUGUCAACUUAGUCAAAAUCGACUUGAGCAAAGCCAGUUUGACCAUCGAUGACGUCAUUGUGUUGACACAAGACGGAACCGCCGGCGGAUUUGUGUUGUCGGGAAACACGAUGAUCUACGAAUAUAACAGUUUCACACUUCCACAAGAACUUUUUAAGAUUGAUGUGACUGCCUUUGACUCGAAAUUACAAAUCACACACUCGAAUGAUGACUUGUUGGGUGAUAUCAAAUUUGGGCAAUACACUACUGUAAAAUACACUGGGGCUAAUAACGACGACAUCUACGCGUUCUUAACGUACCCACCAGACUUCGAUGCGACAAAGAAGUACCCUGUCAUCCUCUAUACCCAUGGUGGACCGGAGUCACCAUGGACCAACGACUUCCACUAUAGAUGGAAUCCACAAGUCAUUGCAGGGUUUGGAUAUAUCGUCUUUGCACCAAAUUUCCAUGGGUCGGGAAGUUAUGGCGACGCGUUCUUGAAGGCUAUUCGAACUCAAUGGGGUGGUAUGCCGUAUGAAGAUUUAAUGAAAGGUAUGGACGCUUUACCAACCCUUGAACCAAGUGCAGAUAUUGAUAAUGCAUGUGCUAUGGGUGCUUCGUAUGGUGGAUAUAUGAUGAAUUGGAUAAACAGCCAGAACGACCGAUUCAAAUGCAUCAUUUGCCAUGACGGUAUUAUGGACAGUGAAGGAAGUUAUUAUUACAUGGACGAAAUGUACUUUUUGGAAGUCGAAUUUGGCGCACCGUACUAUGAAAAUAAACAAUACUACACUCAGUGGAAUCCACUGAACUUUGUUGCUAAUUAUAAGACACCACAAUUGACUAUUCAUGGAGGGUCGGAUUAUAGAAUCGACGUUGUUGCUGGAUACCAACAAUUUACUACUUUACAGAGAAAGAAUAUCCCUUCGAAGUUGGUUGUCUACCCAGAGGAAAAUCAUUGGGUACUCAGACCAUACAACUCAAUCGACUGGCACGCCCAAGUCCAAGACUGGCUCAAGCUUUACCUCCAAGCAUAA